Molecule: messenger RNA, 3209 nt
Organism: Neoarius graeffei (lesser salmon catfish)
Lineage: Eukaryota; Metazoa; Chordata; Actinopteri; Siluriformes; Ariidae
Product: cullin-3-like
Exons: 16
Coding region: 201-2510 (769 amino acids)
Biological process (GO): ubiquitin-dependent protein catabolic process; protein ubiquitination
Cellular component (GO): Cul3-RING ubiquitin ligase complex
Molecular function (GO): ubiquitin protein ligase binding
Source: RefSeq, a predicted model, not a curated record
CAAACACAAACUCAGUAGUGUUAGUAGACUAGUGGCAGGCAAGGACUGACAGCACAGAGACACAGAGCCCAGGCCUUGGAGAAAGGUCGAGUGGGGAGUCCUAAAUGAUUGUAUGCUGCUGUCUUGAUUAACAACAACCCCUCAAAACCGUGUUUGAUGUUUGAAGAGAGUCAACACACUCACUGACAAAGAAAAAAAAAAUGUCUAAUCAUAAUCUGACCAAAGCCGGCAUCACGAAGGACACUAAAAUGAGGAUACGAGCUUUUCCUAUGACCAUGGAUGAGAGGUAUGUGAACAACAUCUGGGAACUGUUGAAGAAUGCCAUCCAGGAGAUCCAGAGGAAGAACAACAGUGGCCUAAGCUUUGAGGAGCUGUACAGAAACGCCUACACCAUGGUUCUGCACAAGCAUGGCGAGAAGCUCUACACAGGCCUGCGCGAGGUCGUCACAGAGCACCUGAUCAAUAAAGUCCGAGAAGACGUCCUCAACUCCUUAAACAACAAUUUCCUGCAGACGCUAAACCAGGCGUGGAACGAUCAUCAGACAGCCAUGGUCAUGAUACGAGACAUUUUAAUGUACAUGGACCGUGUGUAUGUGCAGCAGAAUAACGUAGAGAAUGUCUAUAACUUGGGCCUGAUCAUCUUCCGAGACCAAGUCGUUCGGUACGGCUGCAUCAGAGACCAUCUCCGCCAGACACUGCUGGACAUGAUCGCCAGGGAACGGAAGGGCGAGGUGGUAGACAGAGGAGCAAUUAGAAAUGCGUGCCAGAUGCUUAUGAUAUUAGGCUUGGAGGGACGGUCAGUAUAUGAGGAAGACUUUGAAGCUCCUUUCUUAGAAAUGUCUGCUGAGUUCUUCCAGAUGGAAAGUCAGAAGUUCCUGGCAGAAAACAGCGCCAGUGUGUACAUAAAGAAAGUAGAAGCACGGAUAAACGAAGAGAUUGAGCGAGUGAUGCACUGUCUGGAUAAGUCAACAGAGGAGCCAAUCGUCAAGGUAGUAGAGCGGGAGCUCAUUUCCAAGCACAUGAAGACCAUUGUGGAGAUGGAGAACUCCGGCCUGGUCCACAUGCUUAAAAACGGAAAGACGGAGGAUCUGGCGUGUAUGUAUAAGCUAUUCAGCAGGGUGCCAAACGGGCUGAAAACCAUGUGUGAAUGUAUGAGUCUAUAUCUGAGAGAACAGGGGAAAGCGCUGGUGUCCGAGGAGGGAGAGGGCAAGAACCCUGUUGACUACAUCCAGGGCCUGCUGGACUUGAAGAUGCGCUUUGACCGCUUCCUGCAGGAAUCUUUCAGUAUCGACCGGCUCUUUAAACAGACCAUCGCUGGAGACUUUGAGUACUUUCUGAACCUCAACUCCCGAUCACCCGAGUACCUCUCACUCUUCAUUGAUGACAAGCUGAAGAAAGGAGUCAAAGGACUGACUGAGCAAGAGGUCGAGUCCAUCCUGGAUAAGGCUAUGGUGCUCUUCCGAUUCAUGCAGGAGAAAGACGUUUUUGAGCGUUACUACAAGCAACACCUGGCCAGGAGGCUUCUCACCAAUAAGAGCGUCUCUGACGACUCUGAGAAAAAUAUGAUCUCCAAACUUAAGACAGAGUGUGGUUGUCAAUUCACCUCGAAACUGGAAGGCAUGUUCAGGGACAUGAGCAUAUCUAACACCACCAUGGACGAGUUCCGGCAGCACCUGCAGACCACUGGGUUAUCUUUAGGUGGAGUUGAUCUCACAGUCAGAGUCCUGACUACAGGUUACUGGCCUACACAGUCCGCUACGCCCAAAUGUAACAUCCCUCACUCCCCACGGCACGCCUUUGAGGUCUUUAGAAGGUUUUACUUGGCCAAGCACAGUGGCCGGCAGCUCACAUUGCAACACCACAUGGGCUCAGCAGACCUCAAUGCCACCUUCUAUGGGCCUGUAAAAAAGGAGGAUGGGUCAGAGUUGGGCGUAGGAGGUGCACAGGUAACAGGUUCCAACACAAGGAAGCACAUACUGCAGGUAUCCACCUUCCAGAUGACUAUCCUCAUGCUCUUCAACAACAGAGAAAAAUGCACUUUUGAGGAGAUCCAGCAGGAGACCGAUAUCCCGGAGCGGGAGCUGGUACGAGCGUUGCAGUCUCUGGCAUGUGGAAAGCCCACGCAGCGAGUGCUUACCAAGGAGCCGAAGAGCAAAGAGAUUGAGAACGGCCACGUGUUUACAGUCAACGACCAGUUUACCUCCAAACUGCACAGAGUCAAAAUCCAGACAGUUGCUGCUAAACAGGGGGAGUCAGACCCAGAGAGGAAGGAGACAAGACAGAAAGUGGACGACGACCGGAAACACGAAAUCGAGGCAGCCAUAGUUCGCAUCAUGAAAUCUAGAAAGAAGAUGCAGCACAACGUACUCGUAACAGAGGUGACUGAGCAGUUAAGGGUGCGGUUCCUCCCCAGCCCAGUGGUGAUUAAAAAGAGAAUUGAAGGACUUAUAGAAAGAGAAUAUUUGGCACGAACACCAGAGGAUCGCAAAGUGUACACUUACGUGGCAUAGACAUGGACACCGUGUGCGUGAGGGGAAAAUACUGUUCACAUGGACUGGGAAAUUCAUUUUAACAAAUGAAUUUUGGAAGUUGACCUUUUCCUCCUGAACAAAAGCAACAUAAACACAAAGGAUCAGAAAUUAACAGCAAACAGAAUAAAAUCCAUUAUGAGUGUUGUAGAUGUUUUGAUUAGGACACCAUUUGCACUCCUGUACGGAUCUCCGCUACGGAGGGAUCCGGUUUCAAGCUCUUCACUGGUUUAUCUGUGUACAAACUAUCGUUCAAAGGAAAAGAAAAAGAAUCCCUCGGGAAAAUGUGAAUGCACCACACUUUUUUUUUUUGUUAUUGUUAAAAAAAAAAGAAAAUUAAUUGCUAAAAACAACAAAAAACAAACAGCAAAAAUGUGGGUUGCUGAAAAAAAAAACAAUAAAAAGGUUAAUAUUGAAACACUUAGUGCGUUCUUGAGGUUUCAGUCAGAACUCUGUGGUAUCUAGAUGCUGGCAUAAUUUCAUCUGCACUUCCAGACACGGCGUAUUAAAAUGAAAUAGCAGCAUGAACUGUACCGAUGUCUGUACCACUGUGUCUUUCUCUCAAUCAUAGACACACAAUUGGGAAUAAUGAGGCUUUCUCCACCAUACGGGAGAAAUGAAAAUUUACUGGUUUAAUUUCAUAGUUUCUGUCUAUUACUGGAGAUGAAAUGCUUGCUUUUU